UGUUGGCAACAACAGGCCCUUUCUUGCAGACUUCACUCACACCCAGAUAACUUUAGAAUGGACACAAACAUUUAAGUGAGAAUCAGAGAAGUCACCGUUCACACUGCAGUCAUGAUGUGCCGCGUUCUCCUCCUCAGCCUGGCUCUGACUCUGGCCUGCAGCGGGCAAGAGCUGAGCAGAGAAGAAGCUCUGGUCUGGUUCAAAGGCAGGGUGCUGGAGGGCCUCGGCCUGGACGAGCCACCUUUGACCCCUUUGCGGGGUCCCAACGUGGACGUGGCGAGACACGUGCGCCGGAGGGCCGACAGGGCCGACAGGGCGAGCAGGACAACGCGGGGGAAUUGUCAAACCGGUCCAAACCAGGAAAAGACUCAGAUUAUUCUCUUUCCCAGUUUUGACUCAAAUUGUGCCAGAUCCGAUUCAUCUCGUGAAGAAACCACCAAAGGACUCUUCACGUACUACUUCCAGCCUUCCAGGAACGUGCAGGAGACGGUCGUCACGUCGGCCGACUUCUGGUUCUACACGGGCAAAGAGGCCACAGUCAACAAUUCAGCCCCGCUCUUCAUUCUCACCUCGACGUGGCAGCUUGUUCCAGCAGCUGAGAGGAGCUCAGAUGGUUGGAGUACGUACCACCUGGAGGAGACGAUGCUGACCUCUGUAGCGGAGGGACCUUUCCUCCUCCAGGUCCGCUGCCUGGCCUGUCAGUGUCACGCCAACGAUCCGGACAAAAUGCCCUUCUUUGACCUCCGCACCAGGCCUCGGUCUGCUCGCUCAGCACGGCACGCCUCACUCAACAUUCCCUGGUCUCCUCUCGCCAUCAACCUGCUCCAGCGGCCCUCGCAAGAGAGACCGGAGCACAGCGACUGCCAAAGGGCAAAGGUCGAGAUCAGCUUCGAGGAGCUGGGCUGGGACAACUGGAUCGUCCACCCGGCGGUGCUGAACUUCUUCUACUGCCACGGGAACUGCUCGGCCCCCGACCGCAGCACGGCAGCACUGGGCAUCACUCAGUGCUGCGCGCCAGCUCCGGGCAGCAUGAGGUCACUGAGGGUCACCACCACAUCGGAUGGCGGACACUCGUUCAAGUACGAGACUUUGCCCAACAUCAUACCCGAGGAGUGCACUUGUAUGUGAAGAUUACACUAUUGUAACCCUGUUCCUGAA
This is a messenger RNA of Solea solea (common sole), 1158 nucleotides long. It is a transcript of the gene inha, whose product is annotated as inhibin subunit alpha. The record is from RefSeq and is a predicted model, not a curated record. Gene Ontology annotation, molecular function: cytokine activity; growth factor activity. Lineage: Eukaryota; Metazoa; Chordata; Actinopteri; Pleuronectiformes; Soleidae. Gene Ontology annotation, biological process: SMAD protein signal transduction. Gene Ontology annotation, cellular component: extracellular region. The coding region runs from base 112 to 1128 and encodes 338 amino acids. The transcript is spliced from 2 exons.